AUGGCAGAUGAAGAAUUCACAGCCUGGCCAUGGUCAAUGGUUGAUAACGAACAAUUCACUGUACUUUCAGAUGGAAUUGAACAUGGGGUGGAUUGGGACCCAGAGGGAGUAGUUCCUGCGGAUCACCCUCCGGAUGAUAUGCCACAGGCCACAGAUGUCAGGUUUCCCCAAGAUCAUUCACACUUUGAGCAAGCGUUCUUUCAAGACUUCGACGCCGGUCUCCCUCAAACAGUGACUCCCGCUGAACUUCAUUACGGCUUCGACGCAUCAGCUGUGCACGAUGGGCCAUUUAACAUAACUCCUACCAUUCGGAAUAAUGUUGAGCCAUUUUUUCGUCGUCCUACUGAGUUGGGGUUUACUGGUCACUAUGGGGGUUACGGGAACAACAUUGGAGAGUUCCAUUAUCAUUCAGACGUCUUUUCCCACCCACUUGAAUUCCAAAAUCUAUGCUGGACGCCCAGCCAAGGCACAGAAAGUGAUGACCCGCUCAAUUCAUCUGUGGAACAAUCAUUUUUUCAUGCUCGGGAACGUCACUUGGGGAAGGGUGAAUGGAAUGCUGAUGAAAGCUUUGUUGGCGAAGAUGCUAUCGAAGAUGGUAUAGAUGAAGGACAGUCCCAAUGUUCCGAAGAAGUAACGUCACCUAAACCAAUCGCGCAAUCACAUCAUCUGAACGGGUGCGGACCGGAGGUUAAGAAGAGACGAAAUAAGGGUGAACCGGUGGAGAAAAGGACAUGUAAAUUGUGUGGAGUGGUGCUUUCGCACUCCACCUCCCUGAAACGACAUUACGCCCAACAUUUAUCUACUCCUCAACACUUUACCGCUUCCCAAAUUCUAAUCGCGGAGGAGUAUUGUGCGAUGGGGAAGCCUCUCACCCGUUGCAAAUACUGCGCGCUCUUAUCGAAUAGACCGGCCUCAAUCGCCGUGCACGAACGAACACACGCGGAAGGAAUCAAUAUCACCAAAUGCCUAACCUGUGGUGUUGUGUUGACGAGCGCACAUAUUCGCAAGGAGCACAUGAGAAGUCACAAAAAAGACUUGCGGGGAACGUUUAUGCGAGAUGGCUGUCAUAGGAGCAGGACUACCUUUGAUAAGGAGGACGAGUACGACUUCAACUACACAGGCAUCGAUCCUGUUGAGGAUCCAGCCGAAACUGAAGUCAGGAGCGCAUACGAGUGCCGCCUAUGUGCGGCGGUCCUUGUGAGCCGAGCCUUGAGGAGGCGCCAUUAUUCGGUGCAUAAAGACAUUGAGGAAGGCGGUGAUAGAAAAAUGGUUGAUAAGCACCUUGCGAAGUCAGCAACGGAGGAACCAGACGGCGAAGAAGAAGGUCCCAAUUGCGGUGCCACACAAGUUAUACUAUCACGUUUUCGGUGUCAGAUGUGUGGAGUCGCCUUUAAAACAAGGUAUUUUAUGCAGAAACACCAGGCACUGCAUUAUGAAGGGGAAGAAAAUGAUAUCGCAAAGAAAAGAAAACUAGACAUCUCCGACAACGGCGAUUCGGGGAAUGACGAGCCGAGCGAGGUACAGCGGCAAAAGGUCAACAGCGGCGCCAAGCGUGUGAAAGGAACACUUCCAGCGCCGGAAAUGCUAAUGCGAGCUAAGGAUAAGGAUGGACGAUUGGAAAAUUAA
This is a messenger RNA of Morchella importuna, 1626 nucleotides long. RefSeq lists its product as uncharacterized. NCBI's taxonomy places the organism in Eukaryota, Fungi, Ascomycota, Pezizomycetes, Pezizales, Morchellaceae. The record is from RefSeq and is a predicted model, not a curated record. The coding region runs from base 1 to 1626 and encodes 541 amino acids. The transcript has 2 exons.